Molecule: messenger RNA, 1138 nt
Organism: Cherax quadricarinatus
Lineage: Eukaryota; Metazoa; Arthropoda; Malacostraca; Decapoda; Parastacidae
Source: RefSeq, a predicted model, not a curated record
UCCUCUCUCUCUCGUAACUUUUUAACCCAACAAAAUACCAGGAAAAUAUUGUUUAACAUUGUUUACGUUGUUACCAUUGAUACUCUCAUAUAUUACUCACAUAUAUAUCUACAAUAGGUUGAGGAAACUUCAUGGAGACUACAGGUGUUAGGAGGGAGUUAGAAACAAUAAGUGAUCUAAUAAGGAAAUUAGGAACACAUUAGGUGAUGCAACACUGAUAACAACUAAAUUAACUUUGGUUAUCUUCAGUGGAUAUCUUAGUGGCUUAAUUGUUAUUUAUUGACUUAAUCACCAUGGCUGAUAAUAAUUUAGCUUGUCAGAGGGAUGAAAUCGAGGCUCUUUCAUCUAUUUAUGGCACAGACUUCCACACAGAAAGCCUUGAGCAUAAAACCUACAGUGUAGAGAUUACAGAGGGAGAAGUGUCAUCUCUCCUGCAGGUAACAAUGCCUCCAGACUAUCCGAGUGACUCUCCUCCAAUUUACAUGUUAAGUGCACCAUGGCUGAAGGGACUCCAGCGCCAAGAACUCUGUGGAUACUUGGAGGAAAUUUAUCUAGAAAAUCUUGGGGAGAGCGUCAUCUACCUGUGGGUUGAGAGGAUACGUCAGUUUAUGGUGGAGCACGACCAAGCCAGGGAACAGCAGGACCACCACCAGAUCACAUUAAGUUUAGCAUCAUGUAAGCUGGAAGACGAAACAGAAGACCUAACACCUUGUCCUAAGAUAAUUUCUGGUGAGAUUAUCUCCGAUCGCAAAAGUCACUUUCAGCCACACCUUGCGGCCGUCAAAUCAGAGGCUCAUGUCAAGUACUUAUUGAGGAAGCUGUAUGAGAACAAGAAGAUUGCAAAUGCAACUCAUAAUAUGUUUGCCUACCGAUUUUACCCCGAGGGAUCCUCAAACGUUAACCAGAACUGUGAGGACGAUGGAGAGAUUCAUGCAGGCAGUCGUCUCCUGCACCUGCUCCAGAUCCUUGAUGCCAAGGAUGUUUUGGUUGUAGUGACCAGAUGGUAUGGGGGAGUCCACCUAGGACCCGACAGAUUUAAGCACAUCAACAAUGCUGCUCGACAGAUUUUGGACUUGUGUGGUUAUAUUAUCUGUACGCAGGAUGACAAGGGGAAAAAAAAUAAAAAGGGCAAAUAGCA